CGCAGGCGGCGCCCGGGAGCGCGGCGGCGGCGGCGGCGGGGCCGGGCCGGGCGCUGCCCGGGUGCGGCGGGGGUAGCGCGGCGGCGGGCCGGGCGCUGUGCCGGGCGCUGUGCCGGGGCUGCCCGGGCGGCUGCAGCGGGUUUUGCGUCCCGUCCCCGGGCUCGGGCCACUUUGGGCGGGCUGACGCCCGUACAUCUGCUCGUCGCUGCCGUUCGCUCGCUUCCCGGCGGAGCGGAAGGAGGAUGGGGUUCGAGCUGGAUCGCUUCAGCGGGGACGUGGACCCCGACUUCAAGUGCAACCUGUGCAACAAGGUCCUGGAGGACCCGCUGACCACCCCCUGCGGCCAUGUGUUCUGCGCCGGCUGCGUGCUGCCCUGGGUGGUGCAGCAGGGCAGCUGCCCCGUCAACUGCCAGCGCAUCUCCACCAAGGAGCUCAACCACGUCCUGCCCCUCAAGAGCCUCAUCCUCAAGCUGGAUAUCAAGUGCGACAACCACGCGCGGGGCUGCGAGGCGGUGGUGCCGCUGCAGCAGCUGGGCGAGCACGCCGAGACGUGCGACUUCUCGCCGGCCAAGUGCCGCAACCGCGGCUGCCGCCAGGUGCUCAACCUCCGCGACGUGGAGGCGCACAUGCGGGAGCGCUGCGAGGCGCGGCCGGCCGGGCUGUGCGAGCAGGGCUGCGGCUUGGUGCUCACCCACGGCGAGCGCCGAGCCGGCGGCCACGGCUGCCUGCGGGCCCUGCGAGCCCACGGCGCCGCGCUGCAGGCGCGGGCGGCGGCGCUGGAGAAGGCGCUGAAGAAGGAGGCGCUGCGCGCCGGCAAGCGGGAGCAGUCGCUGCUGUCGCGACUGGCGGCGGCGCAGCUGGAGCUGCAGGUGACGGCGCUGCGCUACCAGAAGCGCUUCACGCAGUACAGCGCCCGCCUCGACGCCCUGGCCCGCGCCCGCGCUGCGUCGCCCGGCAAGGGCGAGGAAACCAAAGCGCUGACUCUUGUCCUCCAUCGUGACUCAGGCUCGCUUGGAUUUAAUAUUAUUGGUGGCCGACCAUGCGUGGACAAUCAAGACGGUUCAUCCAGCGAAGGAAUUUUUGUAUCGAAAAUAGUCGACACGGGGCCUGCUGCUAAGGAAGGAGGGCUGCAAAUUCAUGACAGGAUUAUUGAGGUCAAUGGGAAGGAUUUAUCUAAGGCAACACAUGAGCAGGCAGUGGAAGCGUUCAAAACCGCCAAGGAACCCAUUGUGGUGCAGGUCCUGAGGAGAUCCCCACGCACCAAGAUCUUCACUGCUCACGAGUCCCAGCUGGUAGAUGUGGGCACGCAGACGGAUAUCACUUUUGAACACAUCAUGGCUCUAAGCAAGAUGGGCUCACCUACACCACCCGUCUCUGUGCUGGACCCGUACCUUCUACCUGAAGACCAUCCAUCAGUGCAUGAGUACUAUGAUCCAAAUGACUACAUGGGAGGAAUUCAUCAAGAAAUGGACCGAGAUGAGUUAGAACUGGAGGAAGUAGAUUUGCAUAGAGUGAACAGCCAGGACAAGCUUGGCCUUACUGUAUGUUACCGAACGGACGAUGAGGAUGACAUUGGUAUUUAUGUCAGCGAGAUUGAUCCCAACAGUAUUGCUGCAAAAGACGGUCGGCUCCGAGAAGGGGAUCGCAUUAUCCAAAUCAAUGGCAUAGAGGUACAGAACCGAGAAGAAGCUGUGGCACUUCUCACCAGUGAAGAGAGCAAGAAUAUCUCCUUGCUUGUUGCAAGACCAGAAAUUCAGCUGGAUGAAGGAUGGAUGGAUGAUGACAGAAAUGAUUUUCUGGAUGACUUGCACAUGGACAUGUUAGAGGAGCAGCACCACCAGGCAAUGCAAUUUACUGCCAGCAUGCUCCAGCAGAAGAAGCAUGAGGAAGAUGGCGGUACCACAGACACAGCCACCAUUUUAUCUAACCAGCACGAGAAGGACAGUGGCGUGGGGCGCACAGACGACAGCACUCGGAACGAUGAGAGCUCUGAGCAGGAAAACAAUGCCGAUGAUCACACCACUUCCUCCAACACUUUAGGGAGCCAGAAGAAGCUGACUUACAGUCAUGACACCCUCGGAAGUGGCGAUAUGCAGUUCAGCAACGAGUCGUUCAUCUCAGCCGACUGCACAGACGUCGACUUCCUUGGCAUCCCCGUAGACGAAUGUGAGCGAUUCCGGGAACUGCUGGAGCUGAAGUGCCAGGUGAAGUCUGCCAGCCCUUACAGCCUGUACUAUCAUAACAGCACUCUGGAUAUGAGCAAAAGCGACCAAGAAAGCGUUGACAAAGAGCUGGAGAUGCUGAAUGAGGAGCUGCGCAAUAUCGAGCUGGAGUGCCUGAAUAUUGUGAGAGCUCAUAAAAUGCAGCAGCUGAAAGAUCAGUACCGGGAGCCCUGGAUGCUGCACAACAGUGGGUUCCGCAACUAUAACACCAGCAUCGAUGUUCGCAGGCACGAGCUCUCAGACAUUACAGAGCUCCCUGAGAAGUCUGACAAGGAUAGCUCGAGUGCGUACAACACAGGGGAAAGCUGCCGAAGCACACCACUCACGCUGGAGAUUUCUCCUGACAAUUCACUGCGCAGAACUGCGGAAGGCGUCAACUGUCAAGGUAACGAGGGGGCAGUGGCGUACAACGUCUCCCAAAAGAAUUUAUUGGCUGGCUCAGAAAGCCAUGAAUCCAGCACUGGUAAAUGCCAUUCCUCUGCUAAAGAUCCUGACCUUGGCAAGCAGCUGGAAAGCAAGGAGAGAAAAGCCAGUGAUGGAAGCAAAAGCCCUACGCAUGGUCAAAAACCUUCUGGCUCCUACGUCUCCCCGUACCAUCACUCCCCAUAUAAGCAUGCUCAUAUUCCUGCCCACGCGCAGCACUACCAGAGCUACAUGCAGCUGAUCCAACAGAAAUCAGCGGUGGAGUACGCACAGAGCCAAAUGAGCCUGGUGAGUAUGUGUAAAGACUUUAACGCGAGCCAGAGCGAACCGAGGAUGGAGUGGAAAGUCAAAGUGCGAAGCGAUGGGACGCGGUACAUCACAAAGAGGCCAGUCAGGGACAGGCUGCUGAGAGAACGCGCCAUCAAGAUCAAGGAAGAGCGCAGCGGAAUGACUACCGAUGACGAUGCCAUAAGUGAAAUGAAGAUGGGCCGGUACUGGAGUAAGGAAGAGCGGAAGCAGCAUUUAGUGAAGGCGAAGGAGCAGAGGAGGAGGCGUGAGUUCAUGAUGCAGAGCAGGCUAGAUUGCUUAAAGGAACAGCAAGGUGCAGAAGAAAAGAAAGAGAUGAAUAUCAUUGAACUGAGCCACAAAAAAAUGAUGAAGAAAAGAAAUAAAAAAAUAUUUGACAACUGGAUGACAAUCCAGGAACUCCUUACCCACGGAACAAAGUCACCAGACGGCACACGAGUGUACAAUUCCUUCCUGUCAGUGACUACUGUAUAAUCGCCAUUGCUAAGUUAUGUACAUAAAACGCUACCAUUGGGGUAGAAAUCAAUGCCUCGUUCAAUGUGGCAAGAUUUUUGUAUAUAAGAUACGGUCAUCGAGUUUAUAGUUCAAAUACUGAACUCUACAACUGUGGGUGCCAGGAUCUCCACCGUGAAGUGGAGAGAAAGUUUGCCCAUCUCCUUCAAAGGCAAUACUAGCAGUGCUUUUUGGAAUACUGAUUGUACUUUUUUACUUGUUACCUUUUACAUAAAGCGUUUAACUAUCAGAAAUGUAUUAACCAUACUUACACAGGUAAUUUGCUUAAACUAUAUUCAUAUAAAAGGUACCCAUGCUUUUCUUUGCCUAAAAAAACGCAAAAACCCCACAAGAGCAACUGCACAUAUGUAUUUUUUGUGAAACCAUAUUUUGUGAUACUAUUUUGCUGUUGUUCACUUCUACACCAAGUGCUGUUUAUCAAUAUUUAGCUCAAGGUUUAAACUCAGAAUUAUUGAAUUCCUAACGGAGUCAGUCUCUUGUAAUAUUUAACAUUUAUCAAACAGCAGUCUUUAGAGUUAUGAUCAACAUUUAAACAUUUUUCCUUUUAAAGUUUCUAAAGAAAGUAUAUAGGUUUCAUCUGAAAAGCCUGAAGCAAAGUACAGUAUACUGCAGCUUUAAAGGAUUUUAAAGCAUGUUUGCAAAUGUUGCAACCUAUUGAAAAAUGUGCAUGUACAGCUAAUUUGUUUAUAUAAGACAGUUUGUGGAAUUUGAAAAGCCCAUGGUAGUAACUGUUUGCUUUAUAGAUUUGAAUGUAUUGAAUUAUAAAAGCAGUUUCAUGAAAUCAUCAUUAGCUACAAACGUUAACAAGUAAAAUGAAGUAAAAUAAAUUAUUGUUUUAUAUUUCAAACAAUUUUAAAUUCUUUUGACUCCCUUCUGGUUUCGCCAUGCUGAGUAUCCUUUCCUGGAGCGUAGCUCCUGUGCUGCCAGGACUGCCUACCUGAGUCACGCCUAGCAGGAAAAUUGCAUCCUGACCCUCGGGGGAUUUUGGAUGGAGGUGUUCUUGAGGGAAGGAGACAUGGAGGGAAGAAGCAAGAGAGAAGUAAGAGGAACGUGAAAAGUAGAAUCAAGCAAUGCAGAUAAUAAACUCACGAGGCAUUUAAGAUGACCUGCAAGUGAGAAAAAAACAGGACUUCUACUCUCCUGUUUUGUUCCAUAAUUUGUAAAACUGAGCUACGUACAUAAGCAUGGGUUUGCAUUAAAUACAGACAAAUAAUUAUAUAAAUUAAAUAUAUGAGUUCAAACAAAUACAUAAAUUAAAACAAAAGAGAUAGGGAAAAGGACAAAGAGUAAAUGUCAGAAAGGUAUCUCACUUUUUCUGUUUUUCUAUUUCUAAUUAAGAAUUCAAAUAUAAAUUGGAAUUUUUGCUGGAUAAAUGGUAAACUAGACUCAUUAUGAAUAGCUCCCAGAUUCUUCAACCCCCUCUUCCUUUUUGCUUGCUGCCACAAAAAACUCUCACCCAAACCCUUCUAAAUCUCUGUUCUGAACUCUUCCACCAUAGCUAUACAGAGUAAAAAAAUAUAACCUGAAUGAUAGAGGUUAAAAACUGGAAGGGGAGAAAUUAACAGCUUCUCAGUGCCUAUUUUAUCUGUUAUCACGUAGCAAGCAACAGACCUGUGGUUUUUUCCCCCAUUCUCUUUGUGGAUUAGCAUCGAAUUAGCAUUGAAUAUAUGUCUACCAUAUUCUACAGUGAGCUAUUUUACAUACUGGAAAAUACGUCGUAAGCCAAUGUAAAUCAUCACUGCCCCUUGAAAUCUGACACUCAUAUCAGUAAUCCUCUGUACAUUUACCUUCAAAUGAUAUUUACCUUUGGGAUAACGUACCGGUCUAGCUGUAGUGUGUGGAAGAUUUUCUAUUGACUUUGCUAGAGCCAGGAAUUCACUUGACAUACUAGAAGCUGGUUACCAUCACAAGUUGCACAGAAGGAAAAGCAUAAUGUAUGAUUUUCACAACACGCUGCCUUCAACAUAAGGUGCUUCCUAUCUCUGUCUCACAUCUGCUUUACUCUGAUUUUUUGUUCUGUUCAUCCCAAUUGCAAGGAGCACACCAUAGCAGGAUAUUGCCUCUUCUAAAGCUCAGAAAUCCACAUGGACGGGCAGAGCUAUAAUUAGUGUGGAAUCACAGUCCUUAAACAGGCAUGAAAAGGCAUUUAAGCUGUCUUUAUUCUACCUGGAAAUGUUAGAGUAGGAUUUGAAAUGCUCUAAUGAGGAAAAAUUAUCAAGUUGUUCCUCAUACAAAUAGUCUCCUCUGGAAAAACUUCAUGGGUGACGGGUUUUUAAUGCAUCAGUCAGAUAAAUGCUGAGCAUUACGUGCAUGUGUGUAACAGCAGAAACGUACCUGGGAAUUCACAUGUGAUGUGCAGAAAUUAUACCAAAGCAUCAACAGUAUAAAAUUUGCAUUCUUCUAAGAUGCUGAAAUAAAAUUAUUG
This is a messenger RNA of Cygnus olor (mute swan), 5889 nucleotides long. It is a transcript of the gene PDZRN3, whose product is annotated as PDZ domain containing ring finger 3. The record is from RefSeq and is a predicted model, not a curated record. Gene Ontology annotation, molecular function: protein binding; ubiquitin protein ligase activity; zinc ion binding. The transcript is spliced from 10 exons. NCBI's taxonomy places the organism in Eukaryota, Metazoa, Chordata, Aves, Anseriformes, Anatidae. Gene Ontology annotation, cellular component: neuromuscular junction. Gene Ontology annotation, biological process: protein ubiquitination; neuromuscular junction development. The coding region runs from base 243 to 3425 and encodes 1060 amino acids.